This is a messenger RNA of Pseudo-nitzschia multistriata, 3319 nucleotides long. NCBI's taxonomy places the organism in Eukaryota, Bacillariophyta, Bacillariophyceae, Bacillariales, Bacillariaceae. The record is from the annotation of a GenBank genome assembly.
GACUGUUUUCAAUAGCAUCAUUUUGUUUGGACUCUGUAGUCGUUACAGUAAUACCGCCUGUACUCGUAAAGCCUUUUGAAAAAGCAAAGAAAAAUUACAAACAACGACGAGUGUCCAAAGGAAGAGACGAGACGCAGAGAUGGAUAAAAUCGAAGACGAAACCAUAACAUGAAGAUCACUAACAGCGCCGCUGCCACCGUUUUAGGGUCUACCUCAGUGGUUUUUGCACUCGACCAUGGAAGUAGCAGUAGUAGUAGCAGAGACUCAUCGGGAUCCUAUUUCGUCUCGAGUGGAUGCUUAUCCAUUGAUGACUUAUGCGAAACAAACGACUACUCGAGUUUUUGUAGUUUGUUGAAGAAACAUGACUUUUACGAUAGAGUAUCGACCGGAACCUGGACGAUGUUUGUUCCGACAAACCAAGCAUUCGAUCGCGUUUCGAACGGAUUGGCGAGUUUGGAUGAUCAUAGUCUAUCGAAAGUUUUGAAAUCUCAUUUGGUUGAAGGCGACCUUGUGUCGACCUUAAACUCCGUGUAUGAAAGCGGUGAUUACAUAUCUGUAGGUCGUACGGACCCGGAAAAUCUCCAUUCAUCGGAAUCACUAUGCGGCGGCGGUGUUUACUAUAUUUUGAACGAAGUUAUCUUACCGCCCAGCAUUUUUUCCGAUAUGUCGUGAGUAUUAAAAGUGUUGACUUUGCUUGUAUCCUUUUGCAAUUGCCCUGUAACUGUUGCUAGUAUGGGCCUAACACAUAUCGUAUCUAUGGUUGCUUGUCUUGAAAAAUGGCAUUGUGGUUUUGGCUCGACAAUAGCCAAUUCGUUCAAUCCAAAGAGGAUAAAUCUGUUACAUCCACAGAUAACCUUCCAACGUCGUGUUACGUGUCACCGAUGUGCAACGAUAUCCCGACUAAGGGGUACGUCGACCCUGGUUCUGGUUUUACCAAUUCGACGGGUUUUGAUACGGUGCAAACCGACCAGUGCUGUAAUAUUUGUGCGGAUGGCGGAGUGACGAACAUUGGUCCUUACGAUUAUCUUUUGUUAGACCUCAUGUGGAACCCGACGUUUUGUAAUGCAUUGGAAGACGGCCACGAUUUCACCCUAACGCACAUGCCAAGUAUGCGUUGCUCUCCGUCUUUGUCAGAACGUUUGUCCAUCCAUGGCCUCUGGCCUAGCUGGCUCAAAACUUUCGGUACCUGUUGCAACGCAACUGGUUCAAACAAACCAUUGGAUCCCCAUGAGGUGACGAACGAGUGGGAUAAUAGUUUGCGGUUAAGAAUGUUGGAAGAUUGGUACGAUCCGGUCCUCUAUAAUGGAAGAUUUAACGAAGAUAAUGGUUGUCAAAUUUGCUAUGUUCAAAACCACGAAUGGCAAAAACAUGGUGCGUGAAAGGAAGCUAUCUUAGAAGUAGAAAAUAUUCGAACGGACAAUGUGUACCGAUCACAACAUCUUUUUAUGAUGCUCACCUCGCCACCUCGCCACCCCAAACCUUCGACUUCGUAUUUUUCAGGACUAUGCUAUACUGACUCACCAGAAGAAUAUUUUCAGGCCGGUUUAGAUAUGUAUGACAUAGUAGAAGAACAGAGAAAACAAAUAGACUCAAUGCAUGGAACGAUCAUAACCGUGAAAGAUAUUGAGAUACUGUUCCCGAAAAAAGUCAAUGUAGUGUGCGAUCCACAGGCAUCAACUAGUACCGAUAAGUAUCAAACGUUUUCGGAAUUACAAAUUUGUUUCGGAGAUGAACUGACCAUCAUCGACUGUCCCGCUGCGACCUACGAGUCGGUAAGUAGGAAGGGUCCACGAGAGGAAUAGUUGUACGGCACUUGUACGCACGAAACUCAACCGAAAUGCUCACUCCUCGUUCUUUUCUUUCCCCACUUCUUUCAUGUUUCUCAGAAUUGGACUACAGCUUGCAAACAUUCGAUCAUGAUUCCGAGUUUCCUAUAGGCAUUUUCAGAUAUUAUUUCAUGUUACAAGAAGAGGCAGUUCUUCUUCUAAACGCCUUGAAGAAAAAAUUGAUAGUUUUCUGUAUUCGAAGUGUAAUGCUAUUAUCAAAAGUGGAAGCAACUCGAAGUACCUAUUUUUAUCCCCAGAUCCCGUCCUUGCGCAUUUGGACCCCGUCAUGUCAAAAUGAUUCUCAUUCAACAGAUCUACCACGGAAGGUUUAGACUCUCGUCUUUCUUUUGCUUUGCUUUUUUUGCCUUUUCCUUCGUACGUUUCAUCAGGUUCUGGCACUUUGCAACGAUCACAGCUUGCUCCUCUUCUACUCGCUUAUUAAAGUAUAUGUCUGAGUCCGAGGUCAAUCGUUCAAUGAAAGAGAUUCGCGUAUUAUUAAUGGAUGUCAUCCUUGUAAGAUCGGUGCACAUUUCUCCAAUAACGUGAUCCAAACCUUCACUUUCGUUCUCUUCACUUUCACCGUUCGUAAUUAGGAGUUCAACAGUAGGAUAAAGUGGUUUCUUUAUCAAACCAGCUUUCGACAGAUGAACGAAGGUGCGCUCCUCCCUUGAGAGUUCAGAGAAAUCGGCAACAUCAAAUUUUGUAUGCUUGUCGAGUUUUCCACCUUCAACAGCCUUGAUUUUUGAUUCGAUCGCGCCGACGUCGUCAUCGUCGUCAAGAAAACUCAGCGACUCUUCGUCAUCAUCGUCGUCUUCAUCGUCAUUAUCUGUGUCAUCAUCGCUUACUUCUUCUACUAACAACGACUGCAAUCUAUCAAACAAAGAAGUGGAUGAUAUCUGUUCCACUUCUUCUUCUUCGUUCUCUGUAUGACCGAGUAUCCUUGUUGGUACAGUUUGGAAUGGAUGUCGAGAAUGAACUUUUGGAGAUUUGAUAGGCACUAAUCGUUUGGAUGCCGCAGCCUUGCUGUAGAAUCCGGCAGCUUGAAGCCAACUCCACAUUCGCGUUGUGUGCAAUGGUGGCUGUUCUUCUGGCACGGGGUCUAGCCUAUCUACUGUCUUCUCUUUGUGCUGUGAACUCUCUAAUUCCAAUGCUAGUUGCGAAACUCUUUCGAUGAUUUGUUGUCGUCUUGCGAUCGGAGUCGAAUCUGCAUACGACUUCGGAACUGGUACAGCUGGGACCUGAGGGUUUGGGGGAAUGACUUUGGUUUUCAAUUUGUCGGCUUGCUUUUCUUUCUUCUUCUUUUUUGCUAGAAUUGUCAUUGCCGCCUUCGGACUUGCAAUUGCUGCAGACGCAGCGGAUGAGCCCUUCUUCGGUUCGUUGGCUGCGGCUGAUGCCUUGGAAGUUGUUGGAGCACUCGGAGAUUGCAACGGUUUAGGAAGAACAGCAUUGAAAACAAUUGCUGGGAGCAUUGCAUAUAAAGGCAUACUAUUUUU